AUGGAUGAACUACAACGUCUUUAUGAACAUCAAACAAUGAUGGCAAUUGGAAUAUAUUCAUUUUUAGAUAAUCUAUUAUCUCAUUUACCAUCAACCUCAUCAUCAUCAUCAUCAUCGUCGUCGACGUCAACAACACAUAAUGAUAAUGCGAAUUCUCCAAGAAGUUUACAACAAGAACAUACCACGAAUACAACAAUAAUAGAAACUAGUAGAACUUUUGAUAAUAAUAUAACAAUUCCAGAUGAUUAUGCAUCGAAUAUUAUGUAUGAUUUAAAUGUACUUACUAGUAGUGAUACAUUUAAUGAAAGAAAUGAACGUAUACGAACAUCACUGACGCUGCCUUCAACAACACUAGUGACCUGGCAUCCAUUAAGUGAUUUAAAUAUACCUAGUAUAAAUAAUUCACAAUUAUAUCCAAUCAUACAGAAUUCGAUUAACACUACUCUUAAUACUAAUAAUAUUGAGAAUAAUUUAAGUGAUAAUAUUGAUUCAAUGUAUGCACAAGAUUCAUCAUCAUUAUUAAACGAUAUUCAACCUGGUGGUUAUCUUGAAGAAAUAUUUAUUUAUUUAUCGAAUAGUGAAAAAGAAGAAUAUUUAUGUACUAUAUGUUAUUUAAUACUUAAAGAAGCCUACCAAUGUCAAAAUCAACAUAAAUUUUGUUAUGGUUGUAUAUACACAUGGUCUAAAGGGCCUACAGCUGGUCAUGACAGUUGUCCAGUAUGCAGAUGUGAUGGUUUAUAUGCUAAGAAUUUUGAGUUAAGUGAUCGUAUCAAUAAAAAGCGUGUUCGUUGUCCACAAAGUCAUUGUAAUUGGAUGGGUAUGUUAAGCGCAUAUCAUGAACAUGAACACAGACGUUAUAGUCCAUAUGAAUUAGACUUAUUAUUAGCAGAUUGUAAAAAGGAUAAUAUAAAAUCAUUAACAUCAUUAUUUCCAUUAUCAACACAAAAUCAAAUAGGAUAUAAUGAAAAAGAAUUAUCCAUAAAAGUGAAUGAUUCAUUACAAAUAAAUGAAACAAAUGAAAUAAAUAAUCAACAUUAUCAUAGCACUGAUAAUCAUCAUUCUAAUCAACGUUAUUUAGAUCCUGGAAGAGUACCUAAUGUUUGUGAACCAAUAAAUCAAAUAACAGAAGAGAUAAAUGAAAAUUCAGUUGAAAGAUUAUUAACUACACAAAGACGAAUAAGACCUUUAAGAAAUGAUAGUCAACAUAGAUUACAAUCUUCAUUGAGAAUUCAAAAUCGACAACCUUCACAUUCACGUCAAACAGGAGAUAGUGGUGAAGGAAUGAGAACACAUACUUCACAAGAAAGUAACAAUCAUGUACAUUCACAAACAUUACAUAGAGGGCACCAACAACAACAACAUCAAAUAUCUACAAGUGCAGAAAGGCAAAUACAAUCACAUGAAAUACCAAGUACACCAUUGCAUAGAAGUCAUACUCAUACGAGGUUAAGACCAACGCCUAUUAUAAGAGAUUCUCGGAAUCGGGUUGAAAGACUGCCCAAUGUAAGGAGACUACAAAGGCCAGCGUGUGAUAUCACAGAACAACAACUACCUGAUAGUUUACAUGCUACACAUUAUCGAAGUGAGAAUAGUCAGUCUAGUAGUCGGUUAGAUUUUACACCGAAUAAUACUGGAAGUCAAAAUAUAGAAGCGAACUAUCUGAUAGAUAGGACAGAAAUAAACAGAAAUGAACAAAAUAUCAAUAUUUCUAGACUUUCACAAGUUAGUCUACCAGCAAUUAAUUCUAGUGAAACAAUUACUGCUAGCUCAAAUACACAACAAGGGAUAAAUAACACUGAAUCAUCAUGCCAAAAUGUCAACUCAUUUAAUUCAAUUCCACGAAUCCGUCAACCACUUGAAUUUCGUCGUUUAGUACCUCGAAGACAACGAAGAGUAGUUGAACAGUUGAGAGAAACUCGUGAACAGCUAGCUGCAAUGCUUCGUCUUAUGACUAUGGAAUUAGAAGAAAGACAAAAUCGUGUUUUUAAUUCAAAUCCAGAAAUAGGUAACCGAAAUAGAUUAUUAAGAAGUCAAAACAAUUUAUCUCCUUAUAAUAAUAAUAAUACUAAUGAAAAUAUGUAUUCAGAAGAUACAACAAAUGAAGAAUUUCUUGGAGUAAACAAUCGAAAUACACCCACGAGACGAGUGCAUACACCUGAUGCCAGGGAAAAUGAUAAUCAGUCGAAUUAUUAUACUUAUCAGUUACGUAAUAUAAGUACACCUACUUCAACAAUGAAUUACAAUAAUAAUAAUAACAGAGAUGUAUCAGGUACACUUUUGACACCAACAUAUAGAGAGCAGAGAGCUACAACUACAGCUGGUACUCAUACAGAACAGAUGAAUACUAAUAAUAAUCGAUAUGAUACUAUUCCCAUAACAACAACCACAACAACAACAACAACAGUGAAUAAUGCUCAUCAAUCUUCUGCUUCAUCAUUGACAUCAACAUCAAGAUUAUUAACACGUUCACGAAUUAAUACACUAGCACAAAGAAGAACUCCGUCAAGUUUAUUUACACCGCAUAAUAGAAGUAUACAUCUUAACGAAAACAAUGAAAGACAAGUCACCAUAACAACAACAACAGCAACACGAAGAACACCAAGAAUAACAACUUCAUCAUCAUUCAUGACAGGAGACAGUAGUAGUGAUGAAGAUGAACAGGAUAGUGAUGAAAGCAGCAAUUGCUAG
This is a messenger RNA of Trichobilharzia regenti, 2688 nucleotides long. Lineage: Eukaryota; Metazoa; Platyhelminthes; Trematoda; Strigeidida; Schistosomatidae. The record is from the annotation of a GenBank genome assembly.